AUGAAGCGUCUCUUCACGCGACCAUUCGUCCCCAAGCCCGCGGCUGCAAAUUCCGCUCCGGACGCCUCACCCGCGCCCGCAAAUCCUGCGGCCCACCAUGUCGGCCUCCAACCGAAGGACAUCCUUCCCCCAGUCCCGCACCCAUGUCCUUAUGAGCACAUUUCGUUGUUGGCCACCCCCGAGGGCCUGCUCAUGCGCCCGCGGCAUCCUGGCCGGCCACAGAGCGAGGAGGAGGAGACGGAGGUGAAGAUCGACUGGGGCAAGGGCGGCAAAGUGCAAACGCUUGCCUCGAAGGUUCCGGGCGCACAGUGGGACGAGAGUGCGGUCGUGUAUGGCAUCGUCGGGUUCCUCGAACUCUAUUCUGCGUCCUAUCUCCUCGUGGUCUCGUCGCGGACCCCGAUAGGUGACUUCUUCGACCCGAGGCACACCGUGUACGGCGUGAAGGGCGUGACCGCCAUCCCGCUCGAGGAAGAACGUGCGCAGGCGGUCCUGGCCGCUUUGGUCGCCCGUAACAAGGUUGAUCGGCGUACCUCCCUUCUGCCUCCCGAGGUCCCGCAAGAGGAGGACUUGGAUGGCGAAGCUACUGGGGUCACCGCUUCGGAUGGACGAGCGUCCCCUCGCGUCAAAUUUGCCGAGGAAUUAGACAUUAAGAUGGUCUCGCCACGGCCCGAGCAGACCUUCGACUUGGCAGACGGCGACAGGCCGCCUUCGCCAUCCUCGUCGACAGCUUCGACGCCAUCGUCCAUCGUCUCUACGAACAGUGAAACUGUGGUGAAGACGUUGGCUAACCGGUUGUCCUUCUGGUCUCUGGCGUCCCGGAGGAAUUCCAAGCAUAAUUCUAUCGACCAUGUGUUGAUGGAACAGCCUGGGACCGAAGAGGUAGAUCCCGUGAAUGCGCCUUCAAUCAUCAAAGACCCUUCGAAGGAACCCGAGGAAGUGAUUGAAAGUAUCAUCGCGGCAUCCGCACCCGCACCAGACACCGCAGAGCAAAGGCAUUCCGAGCUCGAAGAGAAGAUCGUGCGGGAAUGUGUGCGGGAGUUUUCGCGGGGUGGGAUGUACUUCACCUACACAUUUGACAUGACCCGCUCUUUGCAACACAAACACGAACUCGUUUCCGCUGCGAAGUCGAAGACUGUGUUGCUAGAUAAAUUGGACGCCCUAGACGAGUCUCAGCGACUGGGCCCGGCGACUGAGAAGGUCGACGUACUCGUAGAACCAUCCGCUGCGCUACCACUCUGGCGACGAGUCGACCGCCGGUUCUGGUGGAAUGAGUGGUUGUCGAAACCUCUCAUUGACGCCGGACUUCAUUCAUACGUAAUGCCUAUCAUGCAAGGAUUCUUCCAAGUCUCAUCGUUCCAGAUUGAGAGAGAACCCGUCGCGGAUGAGGAGGGGGACAGCGUAGCCGUGGAGUAUGUUGUAAUCUCGCGUCGCUCAAGGGACCGUGCAGGGCUCAGGUAUCAACGUCGAGGUAUCGACGAUGACUCAAACGUAGCCAACUUUGUUGAGACUGAAACCAUUAUGAGGGUGGAGCGAGAAGGUUUCGCAAAUGUCUUUGCCCAUGUCCAGGUUAGGGGUUCAAUCCCGUUGUACUGGAAUCAGCAAGGAGCAGGUUUGAAACCAGCGCCUCAAUUGGAUCCCGAUCGCACGCACGAUCAGAACUCGCGUGCAAUAUCACGACAUCUAUCGCGAGUUACUGCCGCAUAUGGUCCCCUGACAAUCGUCAACUUGGCUGAGCUGCACGGGAAAGAAGGCCAGGUAACCAACGCAUUCGGCGAUUACGUGUCUGAACUAGCAUCGGAGGAUGUUCGGUAUCAUGCGUACGACUUCCACGCUGAGACUCGAGGGAUGAAAUAUGAGAACAUCUCCAAUCUUAUUGACAAACUCGAGAGAACAUUCGAGAGCCAAGGGUAUUUCUGGAUCUCCAGUGACCGUAUCAUGUCACAACAGAAAGGCGUCUUCCGCGUCAAUUGUAUCGACUGUCUGGAUCGAACUAAUGUCGUUGAGUCUGCUUUUGCACGGCAUGUAUUGAACAGGCAACUCGGCGCAGUGGCUCUCCUCAAUCAGGAGGAUGGCCGUCGCACGGAAAUGGACGUUGUCUUCAAUGAUGUGUGGGCAAACAAUGGCGAUGCUAUCAGUCGUUUCAUUGCUCUGCUGCGAGCUGCGGCUGAUGUUUCACCACUGUGCAGAACGGGCAAGCGCGACUUGGCCGGAAUGCUCAACGAUGGGGUGAACUCUCUGGCACGAAUGUACACGUCGACAUUCGCUGACUGGUUCAGCCAAGCGGUCAUUGACUUCAUGCUCGGAACGCGGACUACUUCCGUUUUCUCCGAGUUCCUCAAUAAGCUGCAGUCCACCGACCCGCGAGAUCUCAUCCGGAUAUCCAAGAUUCGCGCAGACGCCAUCGCCACGUGCGUCUCACGCGUGCUUUCUGAAGGAGAACGCUUGUUGUCCGGGUGGACGCUUUUUGCGCCCGAGCAACUGAACGCAAAAGUGGGAGACAAAUUUGAGGAGAAGGUUCUUCUGCUGAGCGUCAAAGCACUAUACAUUAUUAGCUAUGACUAUACCCUGGAGAAGGUGAAGAUCUAUACCCGCGUUCCCCUUGGUGAAAUAGUGGGUAUCACCAAAGGGGUUUAUAUCCUCUCGCCCCUCGAGGAGGCGAGCCGUGAUCCGUUGCAGAACGCUGGAUUCGUUGUGACGUGGAACAACUCCGACCGACAGGACACCCGCGUCGCGAGUUAUUCGAUCCGGAACAGCCUCGAUUUUGCAAAUACACCGCCAUCUCCACCCCCACGCAAGACCGGCAGUCGUUUCUCAAUCGCGUUGCCGCGGAGGCCGACCCUUCCCAUGGCUUUAUCUCGCGUGUUGGCGGAAACUGCAGGCCCGACCGCAGGGCAGGAGACUAUCUUCGCCGCGUUCAAGGCACUGCCUGUGGACCCGGCACGUGCCCGACGCGAGACGGGAAGCUUCAUUCAAUCCCAGGACGACUACACGACUGCUCAGAAUUGCAAGGAGGCGGUGGACCUCAUUGUGAACGCCAUUCAACAGGCGUGUAAAGACUUGGGGAACGAGCACCAAGGCUUGUUGGAGGAAGCGGAUGUCGUGAGUUUGGCAGAUGCGCAACGGAUGACGAGCGUUUAUGCAAAGAUGGAGUACGGCGUGAAGAGACUAUUGUGGCUCGGGAGUUGA
Molecule: messenger RNA, 3186 nt
Organism: Epithele typhae
Lineage: Eukaryota; Fungi; Basidiomycota; Agaricomycetes; Polyporales; Epitheliaceae
Product: SacI homology domain-containing protein
Exons: 19
Coding region: 1-3186 (1061 amino acids)
Biological process (GO): phosphatidylinositol dephosphorylation
Cellular component (GO): endoplasmic reticulum
Molecular function (GO): phosphatidylinositol-4-phosphate phosphatase activity
Source: RefSeq, a predicted model, not a curated record